Molecule: messenger RNA, 9037 nt
Organism: Mya arenaria
Lineage: Eukaryota; Metazoa; Mollusca; Bivalvia; Myida; Myidae
Product: neurofascin-like
Exons: 18
Coding region: 105-2528 (807 amino acids)
Molecular function (GO): protein binding
Source: RefSeq, a predicted model, not a curated record
GUUUCGUGUGUUCCGGCUGAAAUACUGAGAAUACUUUUGUUUUCAACUAACUUUAGAUUAACGUUACAGAUUAAGAUAUACGUUUGUCCACAGCUGCAAGAAGAAUGCUGAGACAAGUUUGGAUUCUGGCUGUACUAUGGAUGUCAGUGGAUGCAGCUGGCAAGCCCCCCAAGAUAAUCAAACCCCAGGGAAAUCACUGGAAUCUUCCCAUUCAGUAUGUUCGCCAGGGUGACCCUAAAACUGUGGAGUGUUCAGCUGAAGGUUCUCAACCAAUUACGUACAAAUGGACCUUCAAUGGUGAAAAUAUAAAAUCAGGUUCAACAAGUGUGGCAUUCAGUCCGCAAACCGGAAAUCUGAUGGUUGGGACUCUCUUCGGCAACGCGGAUUCAGGCGACUACCAGUGUAUUGCCACGAACAGCUAUGGAACAACAAUGACGCCCUAUGUGAAAUUAAUUCUUGCAGUGUCAGGUAAUCUGUUUCCUGGGGAUCAGACCCAGUUUCCUGACAAUGUUGAGGUGUUCGCGUCAAAUCAUUACGCAAUGAAGUGUGUGAACCAGCCAUUCAGCAUUCCGCCCCUGGAAAUAUCUUGGGAAAUGGGAAAAUUGGUGAAUAAUGAGUAUAAAAAAGAGAAAGAUGUGAUGGAAAAUGAAAGGAUUGUUAUCGAUCCAACAGGGACUCUACAUUUCUUGUGGUCGGAGCCUAGUGACAACAAUUUGUACCGGUGUGCGGGGAAGAACACUAUCAGUGAAUCUACAGUCCAGAACACCAAGAUUCUCAACUUAGUUGUCAAGACAAGUUCUAGCAAAGAUAGAGCCCCGGAGUUGAAGUUUAAUAAAGAUGUUGUUGUAAAGGCUGGCGAGACCGCUCGACUCACUUGUAUAUUCUCGUACUACUCAUCAAGAGGAGAGAAGUUGACGAUAGAAUGGCGUUUCAGCAACGAGAAGGUGGGAGAGGGGCGAACAAUAAAGCUUACAAAUGUGAAAGUUCCUGACGACAAGCAGACGCAGGAAGGGGAAUACUUGUGUGAGGCCCAUCUGGGGGAAUUGCAGCCUGUACAGGGAAAAGUCAACCUGAAAAUCACAGCUCCCCCAAAAUUUGAUGAACUACGUAAGCCCAGCCACACCUCUGCGCCUGUUGACAGCAGCCCCAAUUAUUACUGCAGCACAACAUCUCACAAUUCCUAUAGCCGACCACCCGUCUGGUUCGUGAACGGGAAGCCAUUGAUUGGCUGCCCGCCGUACACAUUUGACUGUGGUGUACCUGCGCUGGACGGAUUCUCUCAGUGUGUACCUGAGAAACAAGUGUGCGAUAGUUCUCCAGACUGUUCAAAUGACGCCGAUGAACGCAACUGUCCAGCUUCCUGUGGAGAGGGCCAGAAGGUGUGUAACGGUGCUUGCAUUUCCUUCAUUGACGAUUGCAUUCCCGCCCCAGCAAAUGUGUGCGAAUAUCCCAAUUUCGAGUGUGCCAAUGGGAAAGGUUGUCUGCCGAAAGCACAAAAGUGUGAUGGGCCAACACAGUGCCAGGACAAAUCAGAUGAAUUGGGCUGUCCUGGCCGGCAGAAUACCAAACAUGAUAGGAUCAUUGUCAAUAGCGACCGCUCCGUGCUGACUAUACCCAACGUACAGAAGGAAGAUGUGAUGUGCUUCCAGUGCCUGGUCAGUAACAACUACGGUACAGUGCCAGGAGAUGGAUGUCUUACAGUCAUUGAGAAGAUCAGGAUAACAACCCCGCCCAAUGAAACAUACAGCACAAAACCGGACAGUGUGGUUAGUGUGUACGUUGAUGCUAUCACUGACAGUGCGUGGAUUAACCAGCUGGGUUAUACAUGGUUCUGGUACAAACCUGUCACAUUCCCGAAUGGCUCCAAGGGCAUUGAGCAACAAAUGCUUCCCCCACCUGGCCUAGAGAAAUAUUUCACAGUCUCCAGCAGCAAGAAGAAUAUGACGAUGACCGUGCCAGACGUUACCCAGCCGGUCGAUCCUAAGAAUACGGCUAUGUACGAUUUGUACAAUCUGCUGACGGAAUACCGUAUGUUUAUGGUGAAUGUCAGCCAUAAAUAUGACUCUGUGGCUGUAAAGUUUACGGUUGUAGGGGAGACCUUGAAAGAACCAGUUGAAGAGCCCGCAGUUGAAAAAGCUGCUUUCAACUGGUGGAUCAUUAUACUCAUUGUGGGGAUUCUGAUAUUGUUCAUCAUCCUGGGGCUCAUCAUCUGCUACUGUUACAGAAAUAGGGGAGGCACCUACUUGUUGGAUAAGAAGGAGAAGAAGGCUGGCAAUGACCCGGAACAGGAACUGAAGGACAGUGGAUUCCAGGAUGCCGGCAGAGUGGAUGACUACUAUGAUAGCACAAGGCCGAUGGAAGAGAAGGCCUCUCUGACUGGAAGCAAUAAACCGUACGAUUCUGAUGAGGAUGCCGCGGAGGAAUAUGGUGGAGAAUCGGACGUAAACAAAUUCAACGAGGAUGGCUCGUUUAUCGGUGAAUACAACAAACGCAAUGACCUGCCUAAUACUAAAGAAGCAACUGUGUAGUUUCUUUUUUGUAUGUGAAACGAACAACUUCAGGAUAAUGUUUGACCAAGGCUUGAUCAUUGUAGAUACCAUAUAAGAAAUCAAGUAUGUUAUGUGAACUGUAUAAUACAAAUGAUAGAAGAUGUGCUGAAGAGUCAUAUAUCAAAUUUUAAAGCAACUGUAAGAAUUUUAUAUUGGCGUUUAUUUUUACAAGUAGGGUUUUUUAGUAAAACCUUUUAAAUUUGAUAAAUUUUGGGACAUUACUUACAUAAUAACAUCAGGAUUUAUUGAUAAAUGAGUAUGGCCACACCAAAUUGAUGGAUUGAUAGAUUAAUGGACCUGUUUUUAAAAAAAUCUAAAAUGAAAUUAUUAUUUUAUGCAACUGCUAUUUUUUACUGAAACAAUCUGAAAAUGACCGAAACACUUUCUUGUAAAGCAAUGUUGCAUCAAAUGACACAAAACAUGUUUUGAUACGUCUCUGACCUAAGUCCUGGAAGACUGAUACUGGUAUAUAUGAUCAAUACUCCUUGGGAUUUUUCAUUAAAAUUACUCUUAAAAGGGAGAAUAAAAAUAUCAUUGUUCAACAUUAUCAUUCGAAAAGAUAAAAGAAAGUUUCUUCUCUGCUCGCUAGAUUUUAAAUGAAAUUAAAUUAUUGUACUUUUAAUUUGCUCGCUUGCUUUAAUCUUUUUGGCGAAAACUUGUAGAACAGAACAUAAAUUGGUGUGGCCAAAUGCAAAUUCAAUCUUUCUCUGUGCCAUUCUAAGACAUUCUGAAGUAUAGAAUUAAGCAAAGGUUUUAUUUAACCAAAUAGUAGAAAAAGAAUAGCCACUUCUAAUAUAUUAACAUAUAUGUCUAAACCACAGAUUUUUUAUAUACCGUAGAAUUCCAUGACAAAUCUUCUAGUUUUGUUGCCAUAAUGUUGGUCAUAAUAUGUUUGUUGAAUGGUGUUUUACUACAAGUAGAUAUACAAGGUUUGUGAGAACUGUGAUUUACUGCAAGUGUGCCUUAAGUUUUUAAACAUUUAAAUUAGCAUUGCUGGUAAGUGAAACUGUGCCAUCUUGUUAUACAUUGCACCCUGAUUGCACUUAUUUGGUUGAGGGAGCUAGGACUAUUUUCAGGAAGGUACUAACAUGAGAAAAUCAUUUAAAGCCUGAUAUUUUAUCAGCAGUUUAGACAGUGCAACAACAUUGAGGUUCUUUUUGAUUGGAUUGCUAUUGUAAGAACUUCAAUCAAAUAGCUGGCAAGUUUUUGCGUUAUUUUAUAAUCUGUUUAAGACAGUGUAAGAAUAAUCAGCAUAAUAACAUAUAACUUGCAGUAUGAUUUUUGAUGGUUGGGGAACUUAAUUAUGAUACUUUUUGAAACUAAGUUGUGCUUUGUUUUUCAACAUCCUUCCUGGAAAAUAUAAAAUUGAAUUUUAAUUGGUUUGAACGUUUUGGUGUGAAAGUUUGAAGGAGGGUGAAUAGUAGACUGGCUUCAACUGGCUGUUUCUCUGUGAAGUUUAUGAAUAUAUUAACUAUCUUGCCUGCAAAAUGAUAUUCAGAUUAGAUGUAGUGUGUGUAUUGCAAAACUCUGUGUCUUAAGUGUGAAGUUGUCAGGAUGUUUCCUGAUGUGAAAUCCUGUAUUCUAUGUGCUAUAUAUUGCUUCCUUUGUAACAGAUGUUUGUCAUUUGAUCAUGUUAAAAGUGUUAAAUAAUUAAUAUGCAAAAGACCUACACAUUGAUGCAAAAGAUAUACAAUAUGUGUAUUGUCUUUUCUCGCAAGAAUUAUUUUGUUGAUGUAUAGAGCUGUAGUCAGUUAGUGAUGCCUGAGUUUGUUUUAGUGAUUUUAUACACAAGUUAAUGUAAACGAUAUUCCAACAUACGGUUCUGUAGUAAGUUAAACAAAUUGGUUGUCGUAUUGCUUUGCUGUUUGAAGCAUUCCAUGUUAACCCUCGAGCUUGUUUUGUGCAUACCCAAUUUAACAUUUCCAGGCUGUAGUUUUAUUAGUUUAUACAAAAGCUUACAUUCCCUUGCUCACUUGGAUGUUUUUCAUCAAACUUAUAAAACAAAUAACAUUCUUUAUAAUUUGCUUACAUGCUUAUGUUUCGGUAACUUGUAUUGGCAGGUUUCCAACAAACUUGUAAUACAAUAUGUAUACAUUCUCAUUUUUUUGCUUACAUUCCACUAAAUUGCUUUAUAAUUAUGUCCUGGCUUACUUAUUUGCACGGUUGUAAAUAAGCUUACAAUCCCUUAUUUUGCUUACUUUCUAGGCUGAUUGCCAUCAAACUUGUAUAUAACGCAUGUUCAAUACUUUGUUAACAUUCCCAUUUGCUAUGAUUGUCCUGGCUUAAUUUUUUUACAAGACUAUAAUUAAGGGAGUCUUAUAUUAGAGAAGUUAUUGUACAGAACACAACGUUUACAACAAUAUUAUUGGUAAACAUUCACCAGGUACUGAAAGCCUAAAUUAUCCCAUUCCAUAAAACAAACGGAAAGUUUACCUACCAAAGGUUGUAUUUGUAUGUUUUUGCUGUAAUUUUAUUUUUACACAGAGGUCUUUUGUUGGUAAGAUGUAUGUAUUGAUACACAUCGUAUUCAUUUCAAGUUUACUUAUGUGUUCUGCGUUAUCAAUAAGCUUGUUUCACAAUGUAUUAUCAUGUAUAACUUCCUUUACUGAUAUUUUAUGUAUCAUGGCUGAUUUAAGUGACAUGACACACAUUGGUGACAGUGUCAUUCAGAGAUGGUGAAUCAAUGUUAAUGUUAUAUAUAACUAUAUUCAAACCAUUUGUUCGCAAUCUCUGACUUAAAUACUGCUACCUUUGUGGACAUGCUGUAGCCAUAAAUGGUUUGAGAGGAUAAUCUGCUGGAUUUUGAUGAUUAUGAUGAUUAAUGUAAAUACACAAAAUGAAGAUUUAUUUUUGGUAUUUGAGAGUUACAAGCUGAGUAGUUGCAUUUAUAUUUUAACAUGAUUUGUAUUGUUGUACUUUCAGAUAUGAUAGGAAGUCAGAUACAUUGGUGUGAUGUAUAUACUUACUGACCUGUGUGUUAAUAGCUUUUGAAAAUGUGAGAAUAACAGUCAAGUUUUAAACAUAAUUGUCUGCGACUAUGUAUGAAUAAUGGUGAACUUGACACAAAGCAUUUUGUAAAAAUCAUUUGCAAACUCAACAAUUAUUCUCUGUUGUACUUAACAACUUUUCCAUUGAUCAUAUUGUAUAUUAUGUACAUUCUACCAUGUAGUUAGACUUAACACAUAAUGUAAACAUUUGUAAAAUGUUUUUUGUAUUUGGGGCUUAGCCCUAGUUUUGAUGCUCUCAGUGUAUGUAUUAGGGUUUAUUGAUAUAGAAGGGUUUGUGAAACACUUCUUGUACGGGCAGGUGUACGUGUGAACUACUUUUUGUGCACUAAAUAAUCAAGGUAUGAGAACAUGUGGACUACUUUUCGUGCACUACAUCAUCCAGGAAUGUGUACAUGUAUGUGUGGACUACUUUUUGUGCACUACACCAUCCAGGUGUGUGUAUUUUGCAGGCUCAGAGAGGCAUAUAUGAUGAUGAAUCAGCAUCUACAAAUACAAGCUUAUAGUGAAAUUUUGUAAACAACUUAAACCCAAUUGCAGCUUUUACAUGUACAAUGUAGUCACACAUAAUAUAUUUAAGUGGGCGUACAUUAUUUGUUUUGCAAACCUCUCUGCUCUCAUAAAACUGUACACUUGCGAUUGGUGACUAAACUUGGGUAGCUUUAUAUAAGAUAAUGAUUAUGUAACUUCUUCUUUUCAUUCUUUUAUUUAGUUAUUACAGUCAUAUAUAAUUACUUAGUCAUAUUUGUAUCAUUGUUUAUUUUUACAUUUUCGUCCAGGUUAAACUAUACCCUCAGUGUAUGCUCAUAGAUUUUAUGUUUUUUAUAAAAUCGUACACUUGCGAAAGGUGGUCUAGCCUGUUUUUUUUAUACUAAAUAAUAUAUAUAUUUUUGUUUAUUAUUGAUACCUGAUACAUUUCAGUUUAAUUUGUUUACUCCUGGUCAAUGUUAUGCCCUCAGUGUAUAGUUGUGAUUUUAUUUUGCGAUAAAGUUGUACACUUGCGAUAGGUGAUUUGACCGGGAUUGGUUUUUUGCUUAAUAAUCACAGUUUACAUAUUUUUAUACUAUAUAUUGCAAUGUUCAGCCACUAUGCUGAUUUGUACUUAACCAUAAAGUAAGAAGCUAAUCAUAUUUACAAUUUACAUGGUGUCUUUAUUCUGUUUGAUGGACUCACUUAUGUUUUUAAGGUCAGACAAUGAUUUUUUUCAAGUUUGUGCAAAUUUGUGUGAAAGAAAAAUGAACAUAAAUAUGCUUGUUACAAUGAUAAAGCAUGAUUGACUGUUCAAAUUAGAGCUCUAUUGUUAAAGAUUAUAUAAAAUGUAAGAAAAUUUUAUUGCCGAAAAGCACUAGUAACGGGAUUAAAAAUUGAUUUAUUUUGGUACUGAACGCUUUUUGGCAAAGUUGCUGUAAGAAUGGUGUUUUAGUGGUAUAGGUGCCCGCCUCUCACUGGAGAGGUUGUGGGUUCAAGCCUCACCAGGGGUACUUUCUUAUGGCCUCUUAAAAAAGGACAACAUUACUGGUUUCUGCCCAGAAAACAGACUUAAGAGUGAUUCAUAACAGAUCUCAGCUAUCUUUACACUCAAGCAAAAAUAAAUUAGUAUAAACCAGAGUUGCUGUUUGGUGUUUAUUCAUAGAAGUAAGCAAAAUACUCAAUUUAAAAAAAAUCAUUGCAAAUAUAAAAUCUGUGAGUGGGUCCCUUUAUAAUAAAGUUAUUUUGUUUACUAGCAGCAUUAGUUUUAUCAUUUUCUGGUUGUGAUUUUCUUCAUGUUGAUUGUUAAAAAAUAUCUUUUAUUUUAAGAAUAUGCUGUUUAAUAAACUGAUAGAAACUUAUUUUUCUAUAAGUUCUAUGUGUAGUUCAGAUUAAAAAAUGAUAAUAUUUAAACUCAUUCUUGUAUUCUAAUACCUUUGUUAUUAUUUUUUUUGGUACCUAGAUAGUAUUUGAAUUUGGCAAAUGUAAUUGGUUCUCAUCUUUACUUAAAAGCCCUUUGUUAUUUCCAUGAAAAAUUGAAAACCUUUUUCUUUUUCUGCCCCAUUGCAUUUUUUAAUUGCGCAAUGUCUCAAUUUAAAGCAAAUAUAUUUACCUUCUUAAUGUCUCUUUAUGUUUUUAUGAUUAAAUCCUUAAUAUGCAUUCCUAGUUCAUCUGUUUAAAGAAAGAAUUUCACACUAUUUAGGAAACAAUAAAGUUUGUUACUUAGAUUUCAAACUUAUAAUCUGUCUAAUCAGAUGGCAGUAUUUCUCAAAUCUGCCAUAUGCUUAUUUUGGUAAAUUAGCAAGUCAGCCAUUAUUGAUUGAAAUCAGGUGAAUCAGCAAAUUUAAACAGAAGUUUGGCCAUUAGAUAAAAUAUAAACUUGAACAUUUAACUAGUUUAAGAGUUAUUAGUAGCAUGUACUGAAAAAAAACAACUGUUUUAUCCAUUUUUCUUGAUAAAUGUAUACUAGUAACCUUUAACCAUUACUAAGUCUGAUUUAUAUUGGUAGACUUUAACCUUUUUAAGAAACAAACAUUUUAAUAUCCAUCUAACAUUUCUGUUUUCCAUUUUGCAUUGAUUUUUCUGUCUCAUUAUCACUAUUAUAAAAACGAGAAUGGUAUUCAAUAAGUGACUCAUAACAUUUUUUGCCAUACUUAGUCCAAAAGCUGAUGGAUUUUAUCCUGAAAAGCCUUCUCUGAGUAAAGGUUAUAUUUCAUGUAUUACAAUUUAAACAAAUGUAUUGCAUGGACGCAAAAAUGUGACCAGCAGUUCAUUUCCACAGACCUGAUUGAAUACCAGGGCUUAUGUUUCACUAACAUCUGGGGUAUGAGUUACAGACCAAGACUCAGAAAACCAUAGAUGAUAGCAGGGGCCGUAUUCAAUAAGCAUCUUAGUGAAUAUUUUCAACUUAGUGAGAAUUUUGUAAUUUUUGACAACAAUAAUUUUAAAAACCGGCUACUUUUCAUCAAGAUUUAUUCAUAUGCAUAUAUUGUUUAGACCAUUUUCUUGCUUAUUUUCAUAAUUUUGGUGUACAAACAUUGUUCGUUUUCUUAAAAUUCAAAUUAGAAAAAAAGCAAUUUUUCACUAAAUUGAAAAUAGUUACUAAGAUGCUUAUUGAAUACUGCCGACUGGGUCUUAUAUUCACUAACAUCUCGUGUAGGAGUUUGAGAGGUUCUUGAUAGCAUGCCAAUGUGUAAUCAGAAAAUUGUUUGUGAAAAGAGUGAAAUUUGAAGUUGUUAUAUUUUUGCUUUUCUGAGGAUUGAGUUUAGACCGAGUCUUUAGAUCCUACACAAUCAUGGGCCCAGCUCUUAAUUAAGCCUACCUCUCUUUUUACUUUAUUUUCUUCCAAAUAUUUAUGUUAAUGCGGCAUGUAAGAUGCCACUGUGUCUUAGUCUUACUAUUUAGAAUGACUUGUUUUAUGUUAACAAGUACUUGUUUAAAGCCUAUUCUUUAUUCUUAAAUGCAUAAAAAGCUUUGUAAACUGAAAUGUAAAUAAAGAUUGCUUCUUCAAAUGUA